Hibiscus syriacus is the source of this 2156-nucleotide messenger RNA. RefSeq names its product LEAF RUST 10 DISEASE-RESISTANCE LOCUS RECEPTOR-LIKE PROTEIN KINASE-like 1.2. NCBI's taxonomy places the organism in Eukaryota, Viridiplantae, Streptophyta, Magnoliopsida, Malvales, Malvaceae. Gene Ontology annotation, molecular function: protein kinase activity; polysaccharide binding; ATP binding. The record is from RefSeq and is a predicted model, not a curated record. The coding region runs from base 55 to 2055 and encodes 666 amino acids. Gene Ontology annotation, biological process: protein phosphorylation. The transcript is spliced from 4 exons.
CUUCUUCUUCUUCCCAUUUCUAGUUCAUGCUAUCCCUUAUUGCUUUCUCCUCAAAUGGAUCCACAAAAGCUGAUAAAUUUCAGAUCAUUUCCCUAUGUAAUGAUCAUCUUCUUGACCACCUUAGCAAUGGCACCCGGAACCCUGUCCGACGACUCGCACUUCGAAGCUUGUAUGCCUCGAAGCUGUGGUAACGGUCCGGAUAUAAGCUACCCUUUUUGGAUUUUUGAAGAACAAGAAUCGUUUUGCGGCUACCCGAACUUCGAGAUCACCUGCAAAGGGAAAGAUCCUAUACUCAAAAUUUCUGAGGAAACUUACAUCGUCAGAGAUAUAUUUUACAACAACAAUUCAUUGCUUGUUGUCAACGCUGUAGUUCAUGAGGGUUAUUGUCCGACUCCACGGGAAAAUGUUAGUCUCGAUCGAACUCCGUUUAGCCUUAGUCCUGAUAAUGUCAAUCUUUCCUUUUUAUACUACUGUGAGGGGCAACCGACGUACCAUACGUAUCCAGUAAAUUGCGCUAGCAAUACUUCAUUCCAUUCCUUUGCUGUUUUCCACAAAGAAGCUUUGGAGAAUACUAAUUAUUCGAUCGAUUCAUGCCGGACUCUGAUCGAAUCCCCCGUGUAUGUCGACAAUGAUGUUAGUUUCGUUAGCUUAUUAGGAAUGAAUUAUACCGACGUUUUGAAGUUGGGGUUCGUUUUGAACUGGACUGCACAUAGUUGCAGCAACUGUAAGAGAAGUGGAGGCCGCUGCGGUUUUGGUUAUACUCAUGAAUUCGUUUGCUUUUGCUCGGACGGACCUCAUCCUAGGACCUGCAACGAUGAUCACGGUUAUAGCUUGCACACAAAGCUGCUUAUCGGUUUCUGUGCCGCCGCUGGAGGAAUACUAAUCUCAUGUGCCGUCUUCUAUUUUUGGCUACAACGUCGUCGCGGUAAAGGGAUCUUCAAAUCAUAUUUCCUUACCAGCAAGAACUCUUUGGACCGCUCAUCGGUGGUCGAUGGUGAGAAGGGUGAUAGCUUUGAUUUCGUCCAUGUAUUCACCUAUAAGGAACUUGAAGAAGCUACCAACAAUUUCGACUCGAAUAGGGAGCUUGGUGAUGGAGGCUUUGGAACUGUAUAUUAUGGCAAACUUCGAGACGGUCGAGCUGUCGCUGUUAAACGCUUGUACGAACACAACUACAAGAGAGUUGAGCAAUUCAUGAACGAAGUUGAGAUCUUAACUCGGUUGCGCCAUCAAAAUCUCGUCUCACUUUACGGAAGUACGUCGAAGCACAGUCGGGAGCUCUUGCUUGUAUACGAAUAUAUAUCGAAUGGCACCGUUGCAGACCAUCUUCAUGGUGAACUUGCCAAACCUGGGGCACUCUCUUGGCACAUCCGGCUAGAGAUAGCCAUAGAGACUGCAAGUGCAUUGACAUAUCUCCAUGCUUCGGAUACCAUCCACCGUGAUGUGAAAACCAACAACAUCCUCCUCGACAAGGAUUUUCAUGUUAAGGUCGCCGAUUUCGGACUGUCCCGACUCUUUCCAUCCGAUGUCACACAUGUUUCCACUGCUCCGCAAGGGACUCCCGGUUACGUUGACCCCGAAUAUCACCAGUGCUACCAGCUUACUAGCAAGAGCGACGUAUUCAGCUUCGGGGUCGUAUUGAUCGAGCUAAUAUCAUCGAAACCGGCCGUGGACAUCACGAGGCACCGUCACGAGAUCAACUUGCGGAACAUGGCCAUCAACAAGAUUCAAAAUGGAGCAUUGCAUGAGCUGGUGGAUCCUUCCCUCGGGUUCGAAUCGAACAACAAGGUUAGGAGAAUGAUAACCGGAGUGGCGGAGGUGGCAUUCCGGUGCCUGCAAAACGAGAAAGACUUGAGGCCGACAAUGGCACAAGUGUUGGAGGCUUUGAUGGUGAUAAAGAAUGAUGAUUACAAGAAAGGAAACGCCGAAGAAAUGGAUAUGUUUCCUGCAGAGGAGGAAGGUGGAUUGUUGAAGAGUGGACCCAUGCCUCGUUCUCCAGAUUCUGUGAUGAUCAAAUGGGUUAGCAAUGGCAGUUCCACUACAACACCAAGUUUCUAAAUUUCCUGGCGAUAUAUAUAUAUAUACAUUGAAUGGUAAAUGGGAUGCAUGCAAACAUCAUGUGGAUAAGUCUUGAAUGAAUUCUUCAAAUUUUGAGCUAA